Cornus florida is the source of this 1140-nucleotide messenger RNA. RefSeq lists its product as uncharacterized. The transcript has a single exon. The coding region runs from base 1 to 1140 and encodes 379 amino acids. Lineage: Eukaryota; Viridiplantae; Streptophyta; Magnoliopsida; Cornales; Cornaceae. The record is from RefSeq and is a predicted model, not a curated record.
AUGUAUUUGCAAGCCGUACCGGACGAGAUUAUGUGCAGGGCUUUCCCUACCACACUCAAGGGUUGGGCUCGUCUCUGGUUCAAUAAAUUAAAGCCAGGAUCCAUUGAAAACUUUGAAGAGUUGAGCAAACAAUUCAUAGGACACUUCAUCGCUGGGCAGAAGCACAGGAGACCAGCAACACAUUUACUUAAUGUGAAGCAGCAGAAGGGAGAGUCCCUUCGUGAUUACAUAAGUCGUUUUAACACUGAAAUGCUGCAAGUUGAAGAGGUGGACGACAAGGUUGCCCUCACAGCCUUUAUGGGAGGACUACAGACUUCUAAGUUCCUAUUUUCCUUAUCAAAGGAAGCCCCUACAAGCAUGACAGAGUUGAUGGUUAGAGCGCGGAAGCACAUGAACGCUGACGAUGCUAUGAAUGCACGAAAAAACAAAGAUGGUAAAGAUAAGAGGUCGGAUAAGAAGAGGCCAGCACCUAGCACUAGGGAGGAAAGGGAAUUGAAGUACAAGAAAUUCUCAAACAACCAAGCUGACAGAUCGUUUCGCCGCCCAGCGAGCCCAGGCAGGUAUAAUAACUAUACCCCCCUAAAUACAUCUGUAGAGCAAGUCUUUCUGCAGAUUCAAGAUGACGCAUCAUUGAAAUGGCCACCAAAGCUAAAAGCUGAUCCAACAAAGAGGUCUCGAGAUAAAUACUGUAGGUUUCACCGGGACCAUGGACAUAACACAGAGGAUUGUUUCGACCUCAAAAACCAGAUUGAGAACCUUGUUCGUAAAGGUCAUUUACACAAAUUCACAACUAGAAAUGGAAAAAGAGGCUCCAACCCAGCCCGGGAGGGCCGAGAUGAUCGCCCUCCUCAACACCAACCAAUGGGUGAGAUCAAAGUUAUAUCGGGUGGCUUCGCUGGUGGUGGUGAGACGAGUUCAGCUUGGAAGGCUCAUGCUAGGAGAAUUCAGAGUUUUUCAGAGGUGAAUGAAGUUGGAAUGACAAGUCCUCCAACCAAAUUACCUCGAGUUGAGGAGCCGGUCAUAACCUUUUCUAAAGAAGAUGACAAGGGAAUUCACCAACCCCAUGAUGACCCUCUAGUAGUUUCCAUGGUCGUUGCUAAUUUCACUGUUCGACGAAUACUAAUAGACAAUGGUAGCUAG